Molecule: messenger RNA, 1756 nt
Organism: Hypoxylon fragiforme
Lineage: Eukaryota; Fungi; Ascomycota; Sordariomycetes; Xylariales; Hypoxylaceae
Exons: 2
Coding region: 379-1698 (439 amino acids)
Cellular component (GO): transcription factor TFIIH holo complex
Source: RefSeq, a predicted model, not a curated record
AAUGCCAUGCACAAUAAUUAUCCAUGCCAUGUGAUGUAUAUGUGGCGGAAUGUGGCUAAUUAGGCGCAUGUGACAGGUCAAUGGCGUCACAGGGCUGAACGAACUCUUCAAAGUCUGGAAGUUCACCUGGGCAGUGUUUACUAACUACUAGGUAGGCACAAACCUUGGGAAGUCACUGUGGUUACUGGUACGAUUACUAGGUAGUUAUACUUUAAGUACCUAGGUACUGUAACUUAAAAGCAACUGACCAACUGUGCAGUUAAUCGCAACUCUUUCUCUCUUGUUUCCAUCACAAAGAUCUAAUACCAUUUACUUAAUUCCUCAUGCACCUAACCCAGUACUUAAAACUAAUCUAUCUUAUUGAUUCAGUCUUUGAAAAUGGUUGAAACAUCUACAUUUUCCCCCGUCCCCUUUCUACCAAAUGGCACUACGUCGCUCCCCUCGCCCGCUCCGAGUACCGCAUCGAGCCGGGCGGCCGCGCGCCUACCACACCCCCGAUCGAGGCCUCUAGCGCGCGGAUCUAGAAAGGAAGACUACGCUAGAAAUUAUGUCUCUGAGCGAUUGUUACACAUCUCGCGACGUUACGUCAAGAAGCAUGGCAUUCCCGAUCCCGCCGACGAGGUGUCGGGGUAUGAUAGUAUGGAUGAAGUAUGCAAAGACCUUGAGGAGGUCGUGGACGUACUUUGGUUUUCUGGUACUCCCAGCCUUCAAAUCCCAUAUCUCCUUAACGUCGCACUCGCCUUCAACACAUACCUGCCAUCCUUUACACCCUCACCGCGCCCCACAUUCGCUCUUUUGAAAAAGCUAGACCACUGCUUUGCAAGCCUGAUCCUCGGUCGCGAUGCAAAAUCCGGGGUUCCACUACCGGCGUUUCAGAGCGGCACGAGAGGAUUCACGAGGACCGACAUGGUGCGUUGCAAGAGUAUAGCUGAUGAAACCCGGAUGCUUGUCGCAACCGUCAUGAGUGAAGAACCCGACGUCGAAAACUUUGUGGAUGACGACGACGACGACGACGACGAUAACGGUGGUGGUAGAAUGGCGCCUAUCCCUACGAGGAGGAAUAUCGAUAUAUCUAUCUCGACAGGGCUUAUACAAACUCCGAUUCCAGAAAGUAUAGCUACAACUACCACCAGCAGUAGCGUAGGUGCUAGUAACAGGAUAAAGACGGAAGACGUUGGAGAUUUCGAGGCCGACUCGGACGACGCAUUGGAACUAGAGCAUCCGGCUCCUAAGCGCAAGUCCCAUGAUUCGGAUCUGGAAGACGAACCGCGCGAAGAUAAACGGACCAAAGUCAAAGAAGAAAAUGACGAACCGAUCCUAGAGUUUAGUGACGCGGCGCCGGAGAAUAGGAGUCCACAUCCGAUGAUCAACGGACCCGGGCCGGGCGUAGGUCAACCUGACGCGAAAUUCCACUGGAUGGUAGAUGACGACGACGACGAUGAUGAAGAAUCUGGAACCGAUGGCGAGACUCUAGAUAAUGUGACCAGCACAUUUCCUUUUUCGGCGCCACGGGUAAUACAAAUGGCCCCUGAUGCUGAAGUAGAUAUUGGCGAACUCGGCGAAGACCCAGACGAGGAUGAUGAAGAAGAGGAAGAAUUACAAUUAAAUGUGGGCAAAGUCUAUGAGAAGACUUUAGUGCAGCUCGGCAAGUCGCUGGGUGAAUCUAUCAUAGAUGUUGGGCAGCCGUUACCUAUAUGAACAUUGAUAUACGCUACCUGUACUCAAGCUACCAAAUAACAUAAAUCUUGAAUAACAA